AUACGCUUUUUCAGUAACUAGAACGAAUAUGCAAGGCGGGAUGGCGGGGAUGGUGCCGGGUAUGGCAGCGCAGGGGGCUGCCGGAGGUGGCGCCCAUAUGGGCGUACAAGGAGCUUUAGGAUCCGGCAUGUUCGGAGGAGGAUUUGGAGUUCAGAGCGCCUUACCACAUAACAGUUUGCCAGCAUCCCCAUAUGGCGCUGUGACUUGUGGGAAGGCGGGCCAUUAUGCCAGGAACUGCUGGCAAGCGGCGAAUAGACAACGGCCGGAGGAGGAGAAUACUGAGGUGAGAGAGUUGCUCCAACGAAUCUCAAAAAGGGAAAAGGAGGAGGAGGAUAGAAAGAGGAAAGAAGUGGAGGAGACGAAGAAGAAAGAGGAGGAGGAACGGCGUGAGAGUGAAAAGCUUCGAGAGGAACAAGCGAGAGAAGCAAAGCUGGAAGCGACUAUUGUUCGCAUACUCCAGCAACGGAAGGAAUCUCAGCUGGUUCCACCCGUUCCUCUGAUAGCACCAGCUUCUCAUGUAGUGUUCGACCCAAAGAAGCGUUCACCACGCUCUAAGGCUCAGAUGCUACAGGACAUUCGUAGUUAUAUCGCCGAAUCAGAGGAUGAAAGCGAGGAAGUGAGAGAAGAGGCGGAGAAGUUAGUGGAGGCACUAGAAAGUAGGAAGAACUCCAGGAAAGGCACUAGUUCCGUUUUGGCAACAGCAAGUUGGGCCGGCAAGAAGGUUACACCGAAGAAGAUCACACCCAGGAAGGGGAAAGCUCCUGGUCGCGCGAAUCUGACGAAGGGAGAUGGAUUCGAGACUCCGACGAAGAUGAGUGUUGCAGAAUGCUCCGGUGACAGUAUGAUUGAAUUUGCAUUAACACAGACCAAGGUAUUGAGCGGUAUGAAAGUGAAUGAGAUACGGAAGAUCUACGAUCAAGAAGGUUUCGACUAUGCCAAGAAGGACAUCACCAUCCACGAGAUUGUGAGGUGCCGUACAAGACUGGCGUACGAAGGUUUUUUCGAACUUAAGAGCGGGACGCCAUCGUCUCAGAAGGCACAGGGCGGUGGCCUUGGAUCUCCGUGAUGAGUGAUGGGAUUACGACACAUGCUGCGGCUGUCAGGUUUCGAGAGCUGAUUACGAGA
Messenger RNA from Chara braunii, 1125 nucleotides. The record is from the annotation of a GenBank genome assembly. NCBI's taxonomy places the organism in Eukaryota, Viridiplantae, Streptophyta, Charophyceae, Charales, Characeae.